Molecule: messenger RNA, 1667 nt
Organism: Gastrolobium bilobum
Lineage: Eukaryota; Viridiplantae; Streptophyta; Magnoliopsida; Fabales; Fabaceae
Product: 15-cis-zeta-carotene isomerase, chloroplastic-like
Exons: 4
Coding region: 33-1136 (367 amino acids)
Biological process (GO): carotene biosynthetic process
Cellular component (GO): chloroplast
Molecular function (GO): 9,15,9'-tri-cis-zeta-carotene isomerase activity
Source: RefSeq, a predicted model, not a curated record
AGAAAAAGAAAAUUCAGUUUCUAACAAGUAACAUGGCAGCGUGUGUUGUGCUCUCUACCUCAUUCUCUUGCAGCUAUCGUCCAUCCCUUUCCGCCUCGUCUUGUUCGAAUUCAAUCUCCAAACGUAAAGCGAGUCCGCAAUGUUUCUCGAACUUUCCUUUUUCAAAUUCGAAACCACUCUUUUCUUCUCGCAAGUUAGUUGCACACACAUCUAUUCGAGAAGACGCAGACAGAGAAAGAGGCGCUGACGACGAAGAUUCGAGUUUCGUAGGCGAAGACUCCGCGGCUUUCGAUUUCGCUGAACAGAAAAUAUCUUCAUGGAUCUACUUCACCGCCAUUUUAGGAGUGGUGUUGUUUGUUCUCAACGUGGCAUGGAUUGAUAAUUCCACUGGCUUCGGCAAAGCUCUUGUUGAUGCUGUUUCAGGGAUUUCCGAUUCUCAUGAGGUGGUAAUGUUGAUCCUAAUUCUCAUAUUUGCCGGUGUCCACAGUGGCUUGGCUAGCCUCCGUGACACUGGUGAGAAACUCAUUGGAGAAAGAGCUUACCGUGUUCUUUUUGCAGGGACAUCACUACCUUUGGCUGUCAGUACUGUUGUGUAUUUUAUUAACCACAGAUAUGAUGGACUUCAACUCUGGCAGAUCCAGAAUGCUCCUGGGAUUCAUCAACUUGUGUGGCUUUCUAAUUUCAUCUCUUUCUUUUUUCUAUAUCCUUCAACCUUUAAUCUUUUAGAGGUUGCAGCAGUUGACAAGCCUAAAUUGCAUCUAUGGGAAACUGGGAUCAUAAGAAUAACCAGGCAUCCUCAGAUGGUUGGGCAGGUUAUCUGGUGUCUUGCUCAUACGGUUUGGAUUGGAAAUUCUGUGGCUGUUGCAGCUUCAUUUGGCUUAAUUGCGCAUCAUCUAUUUGGUGUCUGGAAUGGAGACAGGCGACUGGCUAUAAGAUAUGGGAAAAAUUUUGAUUUAGUUAAGGGUCGAACAAGUAUAGUCCCUUUUGCAGCAAUUAUUGAUGGCCGACAGAGGUUACCUAAAAAUUUCUACAAGGAGUUUAUUCGACUGCCAUACUUGACAGUUACUGCAGUAACAUUAGGAGCUUACUUUGCACACCCUCUUAUGCAGGCUGCUAGUUUCAAGCUUCAUUGGUAGGUGAAACACAUCCUGUCGUUUUUAUGUAAAAUCUAUGUCAAGGAGCGAAAGGAUAAUGCCAUAUGCUGUAGUAUGCAUCUAUAGACUAUAGACGGAGAUGAGACAUCAACAAAGAAAAGAAAAUAGAAACAAGUGAAAGAAAAUUGAAAAACUGAUAGUGGCCGUGCACAUCCAAAACCUUGUCUCUCUUAGGUUUGUGGCCCAGAAACAGUGGAUACGUUACAUUAAAAAAGCAACUAUAACAGCUGUAAACUUUAUGACUCCCCCACAUCAUAUUCUUCCUUUCUAAGGAGCAAAUUGUACAUAUUGUGAGCAAUGCUUAUUGCAGACUAAUAGUGAUCGGAACACAUAUUUCUAAAGUCGGAAUGCAGUCCAGCAAAUAAAAAACAAGGGACGUAUCAUGCUUUAUGAGUUUCCUACAUUUGUAUCCACCUUUGUUUACUUCUUAUUUGUAUCAGGUACAGUUGGGGACUUGCCUCCCAGGUUGCUAUUUAGUGUUUAUUUAUUUAUUCUAGCAACAUAUUUGGGUUG